GGCUCUCUGCAAAACAUGUCGAGAGGUGAUUUUGAUCCUUGUUCUCGUGACCGCUGCGGCGCUGCUGGUAUCAUGGCCUGCAGGCUGCAACACAGUUCCUGGGCUAAAGUACGGGACCCAAGGACCAAUGCAUCAAGAACGUACUGCAAGGCUAUUCAUGCGUCGUGCAUCAACUACUGUCGCGGCCAGCCGAUAGUACUCUUCCUAGCUUUGCCAGCGGCACAAAUCCAUGGCCAAGCAUCAGGAACCGAUCGUGAUAACUGUAUCGAAGGGUGCGUCCCUGUCUUCAAAGCAUGCUGGAGUCACUGUGCUGACAAUGACAUGGGGGCAAUUACAGUUGUAUGUGCUGAUGGAUGCUAUGAUGAAUUAGCCAGAUGCUCAAAGCAUUGCCCUGGAUUACCGACCAGUGUCGCACCACCACCAUGAUCAGUGCAGCUAUAGUUAAUUUAUAUACCUGCAGGGCCAGCAUAUCGUGCUGUUCCUAUACAACUACGUAUUGUUAUCUAUAUAUGCAGGAAUAGAAGGAAAAAAAAGGUUGUCACUUGAAGCUAAUUUGAACUUUGAAGUGCCCCCUUUUAUAUGAAAUUAUUUGCUAUCUCAUAUCCA
Rosa chinensis is the source of this 606-nucleotide messenger RNA. RefSeq lists its product as uncharacterized. The coding region runs from base 16 to 426 and encodes 136 amino acids. The transcript has 3 exons. The record is from RefSeq and is a predicted model, not a curated record. NCBI's taxonomy places the organism in Eukaryota, Viridiplantae, Streptophyta, Magnoliopsida, Rosales, Rosaceae.